Messenger RNA from Paramecium sonneborni, 471 nucleotides. NCBI's taxonomy places the organism in Eukaryota, Ciliophora, Oligohymenophorea, Peniculida, Parameciidae. The record is from the annotation of a GenBank genome assembly.
AUGUUCAAUAACCCAUACCCAAAUCCUAUGUUCAAUAAUCAAUAUUUUGAAUUGGUUCGAGACAAUUAGUAAUUCUAACCUUAAAAAGAAUCUACUCAUUCUCUUUAUGUAGAUGGUAUUUACUUUUAAAUUAAAUAGGAAUACCAAAUGAUGCAUAAGAACGGGAAGUAGCACGUAUAAAUACUUUAUAUUAAUUAGAUAUUUUUCGUCCUUAUCCAGGUUUCCAAAGAGUACGAUUGAUCAAAAAAUAAACUUAAAAAGGAAGAGAGUAUUUGCUAUGUUUUGUAGAUUUUGAUGAUGCCUUACAAGCAACUAUUGUUAUGCAAACUCUUCAAGUGAACUAUAAACUUUUAAAAUAUCUUAGGGAUAUCGUUUUGAUAAAAAUGACAAGACUGGACUUAAGAUUUAUUUUGCCAAUAACCCAAAAUAAGAGAAAUAAAACAAAAAAUGACAUACUAAAGUAUAUAAAGA